Molecule: messenger RNA, 1760 nt
Organism: Panonychus citri (citrus red mite)
Lineage: Eukaryota; Metazoa; Arthropoda; Arachnida; Trombidiformes; Tetranychidae
Product: oleandomycin glycosyltransferase-like
Exons: 2
Coding region: 294-1610 (438 amino acids)
Molecular function (GO): UDP-glycosyltransferase activity
Source: RefSeq, a predicted model, not a curated record
CAUUCAAUUAAAUUGUAUGAUUUAUUAUUAGAUGCAUUCUAAUCUGUUACAUACAUGUAACAAUUGAAGCUUAUGAUAGGAGGUAUUUAGGAAAUUUAUUCUGAUUUAUCUUAAAUCUAUGGUUACGUUAUCUGUUUAACCUUAAAUUGUGAAUGUCGAUCGAUAUAAAUAUUGUAAAAUUAGUGAUAAAACUGCCACUCAAGAAUUUAAACUGUGCGAGUGAUCAACUGAAGGUUUUUCGUUAAUUGUGAUUUAUAACUCUCGUUAGCGGUUCAAUUGCACCGAUAAUCAAAAUGAAGCCCAAAUACCGUAUACUAAUUUCAGCAGUGGACGCAUUUGGUCACAUCAAUUGUACUCUUGGAUUUGGCGAGAUUCUAGCUGAAGCUGGACAUGAAGUGACUUUCGCUCAUCGAAUACGAUACAAAAAACUGGCUGAUCUAAGAGGUUUCAAGUUUAUUCCUUUGGAUGAAUCAAUUUUUGACGAACUAUCUAAUCAGCCUUUCUUGCUAUGGACCGAAAAAAAUAUGAACAAAUUUCGUGACGAUCCUAUUGGCCGAUAUUCGAAUUGGACAGACGAAGAUAAAGAAAUGUUUGCCUCGGUAGUUGAUGAUUAUAAGAUUACUAAUAAAGCCAUGGAAAAACUUAUCAAUGAAAAUAAAGAUUCGUUUGAUAUAUUGAUAGGUGAUUUUGUUACUCGUUAUCCAGCAUUAUAUUUAUCUCCAAUACCAUAUAUACCAAUAUUUUCCAUGAAUCCACUGUCUCUUUAUCCCCACGGUCCACCAAUGUUUUCAGGUUUCUCUGUGAAUGGUGAUCCUAAUGAGAGCGAAAAAUACAGGCAUGUUUACCAAUCUUCAUGUGCACGAUUAAGAGAAAAACUUGAGAUAUGGUGGAAAUCGCAUGAUGUACCAAAAAUACCAGGAACUAACUGGUAUGCUGAUGUUCCGAAAUAUUUCGGUUUCUAUCAUUAUCCCGAAGAACUUGAUUAUCACGAAUGUGAACCUAAGGAACCCGAAGAUAAAUGGAUUCUUGUUGAUGCAUUGAUCCGUAAACCAGAUGAUGAGAGUGAAUUUAUUAUACCAGAAUCGAUCGCAUCAUUGCCAGGGAAAUUAAUCUACUUUUCUCUUGGAUCAUUGGGGUCAGUUGAUGUCGACUUGAUGAGAAAAUUGAUUUCGAUUCUAUCAAAAUCUCCUAAUCGUUUCAUUGUAUCAAAAGGACCAAGAGGUGAUGAGAUUGAACUGGCAAAUAAUAUGUGGGGUGCCAACUAUGUUAACCAGAUCGCAAUUGUUAAAUUGGUUGAUUUGGUGAUCACUCAUGGUGGAAAUAAUACUUUUCUUGAAACAAUUUAUUCUGGAAAACCGUUGAUUGUGAUUCCUUACUUUUUCGAUCAAUUCGAUAAUGCACAACGUGUCGUUGAUUGCGGAAUAGGAAGACGAUUAAAUCCUUGGGACUUGGAUGAGAAAAAUGUCCUUGCCACAAUAGAAGAGACAUUAAAUAAUCAUGAAAUGAGCAAGAAGAUUGAAGAGAUCGCUGCAUCAAUGAGAUCUAAUAAAACUCGAGAAAAAGCAGUCAAGAUAAUAGAAGAUUUCAUAGAAAAAAUUAAACAGUCAUAAUAACCUAAAUAUCCAUUGAUAAUAAUCAGACAACAUAAGAAAUUGGAGUUAAAACAAAUGUAACACAACCUUGUUAAUUAGCCGAUACUAUGUAACCAUGGCACUUAAAUCACAAUUUUAAAUAAACUGCAAUGUGUUAAAGGACAUCAA